UGAUUUUUUACGACUGGGGCGAGUCAAUACGUCAAAGUUUAAAAAUUAAUUUCUUUUAUUAUUUAAAAACAGUGUUAAAGUGUUAUCUCCCUUCCCCCCUCGGUAUCUUAAAAAGCUAGCGCCUGGUAAAUUAAAUCCGCGUAAUCACCGCUAUGCUUUUAAUAUACUAUUUAACGUUUUUAAUCUUGCCAGUGCUUAGCAAUAAAUCGGAUAAUUUUGGUAACUUGGUACAACCUAUAAAAAGAGACCACAAAACGUUCCUAGACGAUCCCCAAUGCAGGGAUGUUAAAGAAAAAUGUGACAAACUAGAUGAUGAUCUGUCCAUUCUCGAAUGUAUACACAACCUACCACCUAAAGACUUCAAUUUAUUAAAUAAACAGUGUGAACAAUUAGUAUGGGAAGCAACAAACAAACUGAUAAAAGAUGAUAAUGUUGUUGAAAUAUUACUGCCACAAUGCCGCAACGAUAUGGAUCAGCUUAAUUGUAGAAAAGAUGAAGGGAACUAUUUCAAGUGCCUGGCCAGUGCUAAAGAGAACAUUCAAAACUCAAAUUGCCAAGAGUUAGUUCAGCGGCUGGAAAAUGUAGCCUUCACAGAUUAUAAGUUUAUUGCCCAGUUUUUAAAGCAGUGUGAAGAUGAUGUGAAAAAAUUAAGCUGUGGUGCUAUUCACUCGAAUGGUUUGUCUUCACAAGUUGGUACAGUUAUAUGUUUACAAAACAACAUUUUGCAAGUCAGUGAAAAUUGUAAAAGAGAAGUACUGAAGCUGUCUGAACUUCAGUCCGAUAAUAUUAAAUUAGACCAGCAAUUAUUUUCUGACUGUGCUGAGGAUUAUUCCAGGUACUGUUAUAGAUUUCAACCUGGAAGUGGUCAAGUUUUUCAUUGCCUAGCCAGACAACAACCUGAAAAUCUAAGGAAACAAUGCAAAGACAGUUUAUUUAGGAGGCAAAAGCUUAUUUCCACAGAUUAUAAAGUGAGCAAGGGCCUUAUGAGAUCUUGCCGGGAAGACAUCAAAAAAACACACUGCAGAAAACAAACUUCCAGUGAUAAAACUGUGAGGCUGGCUCAAAUUUUGCUUUGCUUGGAAAAUAUUGAUAGAAACGGUAGUGUAAUAUCGUCAGACUGUCAAGCAGAAUUGGUGGAGCACAGGAGGAUGUUGAUGGAGGAUUUUAGGCUUUCACCAGAAAUUGUUGAUAAAUGUAAAAUAGAGACUGCUGUUUUUUGUAAGGGAUUCGAAACUGGAGGAAAAACAAUCCAUUGCCUAAUGAAACAUGCCAGGGAUAAUAUGCAAUCCUUUGGAUUGCCUUGUAAAUCUGCCCUUGGAGACCUAGUAAAAAAGUCUAAUGUAGGUGAAAAUUGGAAAGUGGACCCAGUUCUUCAUGAUGCUUGUCUGUCUGUAGUAGAAACAACUUGUCAAGAUAUACGUAGCGGAGAAGCAAGAGUUAUGAAUUGCCUUAUGGAUAACAUAGAUACUGAUGCAAUGACACCCAAAUGUGAAGAUGCCCUGAUCCAGAUCCAGUAUUUCAUUGCCAGGAAGUUUGAAUUAGAUGAUCAGCUAUUCAAAGCUUGCAAGACGGAUGCAGUGAGGAUCUGUCAAGUCAGUGAUGAGUGGAGUAAUGAAGUUGGGCCCAGCUAUGGCCCAGAAGUCUUACCCUGUCUCUACAGAUACAUGAACAAUCCAGAUAAAGAUAUGCAACUAAACAGAUCAUGUCUUCAAAACAUCAGGCGAGUCAUGAGACAAAGAGCAAUCAGUGUUAAUCUGGAGCCAGCAAUAGAGGAGUCUUGUCUUAGUGACCUGGCAGUAUUUUGCCACGACAAAGUCAAAGAAAAAGAAGAAAUGAGAUGCCUGCAAGACAACUAUCAUGAUUUGACUGAUAAGUGUAAAGAAACCAUUGGAAUGUUUACUGAGAUUCAAGCAGAGCAUGCUGACCUUAAUCCUUAUAUAAAUAAGUAUUGUUCAAAGAUUAUUGAGGUUUUAUGCAAUCAGGAGGCUAAAAAUGACGAAGGGGACGUGAUGGAGUGUCUGAUUACUCAUAAAAAUGAUCCAUUGAUUAAAGGAAAUCAAGCUUGUAGGGCCAGUAUUGAGCAUUUCCAGAUUAUUUCUUUAAAUGAUUAUAAGUUUUCAUAUAAAUUCAAAGUGGCAUGUAGACCGUACGCAGUGCGAUUUUGUGGCAAUGCCCGGACGAAAAACGAAGUUGUGCAAUGCCUAAGUGAGCAAGUGCUUAACGCCACAGUAAACGGCAUCAAAAGCCAAAUACCCCGCGAAUGUAAGCAACAAUUAAAGGCUCAGCUGUUCCAGCAACGUGAAAAUAUCAAUUUCGAUCCCGUUUUGAAAGCCGCUUGCUCCUCGGAUAUUGCCAAGUAUUGCAGUGGUAAAAAGAUUGGAAAUGCUGAGGUCUUGGAAUGUUUACAAUCAGAGGAUAACCAGCUGACCGAAAAAUGUGAAAAAGAAGUUUUCAAAGUGAAAAAACAAGAAAUGUACGAUAACUCUUUGGAUUAUGCGUUGAUCACGUUAUGUGCAGACGUUAUUGAGCAGUUUUGCCCGCACCACAGCAAAGAAAACGUUUUUGAAUGUUUAAAGAAAAACAAAGACGAAAAAGGUUUCAGCAAAAAGUGCCGCCAAGUAGUCGGCCACCGUAUAGUCGAGCAAAACUCCAACUACCAACUGAACCCCACCCUUCAGCAAAACUGCAACGUCGACAUUAACAAAUUCUGCAAAAACGCGUUGACCAACCACGGUAAAGAAACUAACGGGGUCGUAAUAAAAUGCUUAAAAGAGCAAUUUAAAGUGUCGAGGCUCUCGAACAAAUGCGAGAAAGAAGUGGCUUCGAUCUUACGCGACCAGGCACUCAAUGUUAACUUGAACCCACUCAUAAGGGCUAUGUGCAAAUUCGAACUUUCAACCAUAUGUAAAUCUGACGAGAGCGAAGAUUCCGGCGACGUGGAGGAAUGUUUAAAAGACGGGUUGUUGAACAGUCAAAUCCAGACGCCGCAGUGUAAAAUUGAGGUGGCAAAUAUGAUCGAAGAGUCUCAGGCUGAUAUUCAGGUGGAUCCAUUGUUACAACAGGCCUGCGCCUUGGAUUUGUUGCAUUUUUGUAGCGACAUUCCACAAGGCAACGGAAGACAUAUAAAUUGCCUAAGAGUGAUGCUAAGUGCCAACAAAAACCUAUCGCCAAAAUGCAAAAACAUGCUUAAAAAGCGACUUGAAAUGUACAGAAAUGCCGCGCAGUUGCUGCCAGAGUCUCCUCCGGAAGACUUUAAACAACUCUACAAUCAAGUGGUGGCCUCGCCCUCGAAACAGUACUUCUUUCUAAUAUUCAUGAUGUUCCUCGGCACGAUAUUCAUCGUUGGAAUCAUGUGCGGGCGGUUAAAUAAGCGGAAAUACAUGUUACUUAAGUCAAAAUAACCCUUCAUAUCAUCUUGUAAAUAAAAAUAACAUUUAUACGGCGUUGGGCUUUAAAUUUUGUACUUUUUGCCAUUAAGUCUAUGCUUAACUAUUAUUUUGUACGAUGAUAAUGACAUUUGUGAUAUAACUUAAUUGUUUCAUUGUUAGAAUAAGUUAAUCGAUCGGGCAGCAAGAAGGGUUAGUGCAAAAAUGCAGGGCUGGUAAGUCGACUGAAAUUGAGAUAUUUUUUUUUGUUUUUGGAAAGUUUGCUGUGUGUCUAUAUUCAUAAGAUAAUCUAUUACAUUAAUAUUGUACAAAAUAUUUUAUUCAGCUAAUAAAUAAAAUUAUAAUUUUAACUAAA
Anthonomus grandis grandis is the source of this 3741-nucleotide messenger RNA. It is a transcript of the gene Glg1, whose product is annotated as Golgi apparatus protein 1. The coding region runs from base 153 to 3401 and encodes 1082 amino acids. Gene Ontology annotation, molecular function: fibroblast growth factor binding. Gene Ontology annotation, cellular component: Golgi membrane. The transcript is spliced from 10 exons. Lineage: Eukaryota; Metazoa; Arthropoda; Insecta; Coleoptera; Curculionidae. The record is from RefSeq and is a predicted model, not a curated record.